Eriocheir sinensis (Chinese mitten crab) is the source of this 829-nucleotide messenger RNA. RefSeq lists its product as uncharacterized. The coding region runs from base 1 to 462 and encodes 153 amino acids. The record is from RefSeq and is a predicted model, not a curated record. The transcript has 5 exons. Lineage: Eukaryota; Metazoa; Arthropoda; Malacostraca; Decapoda; Varunidae.
AUGUCAGUCAAGGGUGAAAGAAGUGAUCUCUGCCUCCCUCGCACACACCUGACUGUAGUGACCUCAACUCCACACCCGCCGGAGGUGCAGCAGGCGGCGGGGGUUCCUCUAGGUCUGCUGGGGGCCGACGGGGGGUACGCCGCUUCCUCCCCCCCCUACCUAGCCUCAUUCCCCCCACUCCACUACCCCCGCCACUACCUCCACCUCGAUCACCUCCACCACGGCUUAGACCAGCAGGAGGGAAGGAGCCCCCCGCCAGCCCCCCGCGGCGUACGUCCAGUGCUGUUGACCCGCCCCGUCCCCCAGCCUGAUCCCCGCCCCCCGCCGCGCCCCCACCCAUACUCCCUCCUCUACCUCCACUACGUCCCCCUGGCCCGCCUCGCCCCCCAACCCCGCCCCCAGCAGCGGAGGGGAGGGGUAAGACACCACCACCGCCCCUACAGACUCAGAGUGUGGGAGUGAGACAGCAUCAGGACAAGACCCACCACCCCACACAUUUCAGGCGCAGUGCAGCGUGGAGCCGGUCAGGUGUCACGGCCCUUCAACAAGUCGCCUGUGCCGACACCCUAGCAGGCAUUUGAAUCUUCAGGUGCUGUUGGAUAAAAGGGAACAGCAUGUCAACUCUGGGAAGAACCUCAAGGCUGACUGUCACAGCUUCCUACUUGGAACCGGAAUCAAACCAGAACAUUGACGGUGUUGCCUGCCCCGCCAUGUGAAGGUCUAUAAGGAAGGAGGCUCACCUACUAGACUCUUAGGUGGCAAGCUUGCAUAUAUAUGAGCUGUGAACUGUAUGUAUGAAAUACUGUAUAAAUAAACUUUAAAUGGGAGA